Phymastichus coffea is the source of this 435-nucleotide messenger RNA. It is a transcript of the gene GatC, whose product is annotated as glutamyl-tRNA(Gln) amidotransferase subunit C, mitochondrial. Lineage: Eukaryota; Metazoa; Arthropoda; Insecta; Hymenoptera; Eulophidae. Gene Ontology annotation, biological process: mitochondrial translation; regulation of translational fidelity; glutaminyl-tRNAGln biosynthesis via transamidation. The record is from RefSeq and is a predicted model, not a curated record. The transcript has a single exon. Bases 1 to 435 code for a protein of 144 amino acids. Gene Ontology annotation, cellular component: mitochondrion; glutamyl-tRNA(Gln) amidotransferase complex. Gene Ontology annotation, molecular function: glutaminyl-tRNA synthase (glutamine-hydrolyzing) activity.
AUGGGUUUGUUAGCAAGAUGCGGUUUUAAAUAUAAUUCAAGUUUUUAUUUCGCAAAUCAAAUUAAAAGAUCUACUUCUCUUGCCCACUCUAAAGGGUCAGUUAUCACAGUAAAUUCUAAAACAGAAAAUAAUUUUAGUGACGUAAAAAUCGAUAAAAACACUAUAAUCAAAUUAGAAAGAAUUUCUUUAGUUGACUUUGCUAAUGAAGGAGGAAUUGAAAGAUUAGAAGCUGCAAUUCAAUUUGCACAAAAGCUCAAAGAAGUUACAUUGGAUUCAUCUGUAAGCCCUAUGUACAGUGUUUUAGAGAAUGAAAAACUAGAAUUGAGAGAAGAUAAAAUUGCUGAAGAAAAUUGUCGUCGUGAAAUUUUGAAAAAUGCCAAAGUUUUAGAGGAUGAAUAUUUUGUUGCACCUCCUGGUAAUAUUCCAAAAAGCUAA